Molecule: messenger RNA, 1446 nt
Organism: Salarias fasciatus (jewelled blenny)
Lineage: Eukaryota; Metazoa; Chordata; Actinopteri; Blenniiformes; Blenniidae
Product: septin-4
Exons: 12
Coding region: 163-1314 (383 amino acids)
Molecular function (GO): GTP binding
Source: RefSeq, a predicted model, not a curated record
CUCACUCUGUCACCGGGAGGGAAGGACGCCGCUCAGCUCACGGACCGGUUUCGCAGCCGCGGGGCUCGGACCCACAGAGAGAAAUUUGAAGGAAAUACCGCGGAAUACACCGGGGAGACGGAGAAGAGGGUCGCCGCCGCCGCCACCAACUAAAACUUUACGAUGGAAAAUUUGUCCAGUAACAACCGAUUUCGCUCAGCGGUUUUCAACAACGAUGAUGAGGACCAAGACAAGGAAUAUGUGGGUUUCGCGACAUUGCCAAACCAGGUCCAUCGCAAGUCAGUCAAGAAAGGCUUUGACUUCACGCUCAUGGUAGCAGGUGAGUCUGGCCUGGGAAAGUCCACCCUGGUCAACAGCCUGUUUCUCACAGAUCUCUACAAAGAUAGGAAGCUGCUCAAUGCUGAAGAGCGAAUUACACAAACAGUGGAAAUCACCAAACACACUGUGGACAUUGAGGAGAAAGGUGUCAAGCUGAAGCUCACCAUUGUGGACACCCCAGGGUUUGGAGAUGCUGUAAACAACACCGAGUGCUGGAAGCCGGUGGCCGAUUACAUCGACCAGCAGUUCGAGCAGUACUUCAGGGACGAGAGCGGCCUCAACCGCAAGAACAUCCAGGACAACCGCGUACACUGCUGCCUCUAUUUCAUCUCACCUUUCGGUCACGGUCUCCGGCCUUUGGAUGUGGAAUUCAUGAAGGCUUUGCAUGAGAAGGUCAACAUCGUCCCCAUCCUCGCCAAAGCAGACACGCUCACCCCGAUGGAGGUCAAGAAAAAGAAAAUUAAGAUCAGAGAAGAGAUUGAGCAGUACGGCAUCAAGAUUUACCAGUUCCCCGACUGUGACUCUGAUGAGGAUGAAGAUUUCAAGCAGCAGGACUACGAGCUGAAGGAAAGCAUUCCCUUUGCAGUAAUUGGCAGCAACACGGUGGUGGAGGCCAAAGGGAAGCGGGUGCGAGGUCGCCUCUACCCCUGGGGCAUCGUAGAAGUGGAAAACUCUGCGCACUGUGACUUCGUGAAGCUGAGGAACAUGCUCGUCCGCACACACAUGCAAGACCUGAAGGACGUGACCCGAGAGUGUCACUAUGAGAACUACAGAGCCCACUGCAUCCAGAGCAUGACCCGCAUGGUGGUCAAGGAGCGCAACCGCAACAAACUCACCAGGGAGAGCGGCACAGACUUCCCCAUCCCCGUGGUGCCCGGCGUGUCGGAGAGCGAGACGGAAAAGCUCAUCAGAGAGAAAGACGAGGAGCUGCGGCGGAUGCAGGAGAUGCUGCAGAGGAUCCAGAACAACAUGAUCACUCAGAAAGAUGGCUAUUAACCCAGAGCUCCCGUCACGCUGUGUACAUGUCUUUCUUUCACUGGGAUACAAAAAAAAAAAAAAAAAAAAAAAAAAGAAAAGUACCCAGCAAACCCGUCUUCCACUCUGCCAGCGUCCACUCGGCCUCAUCAA